Platichthys flesus (European flounder) is the source of this 3047-nucleotide messenger RNA. RefSeq names its product sodium- and chloride-dependent GABA transporter 2-like. The record is from RefSeq and is a predicted model, not a curated record. Gene Ontology annotation, cellular component: membrane. NCBI's taxonomy places the organism in Eukaryota, Metazoa, Chordata, Actinopteri, Pleuronectiformes, Pleuronectidae. The coding region runs from base 299 to 2143 and encodes 614 amino acids. The transcript has 16 exons. Gene Ontology annotation, biological process: sodium ion transmembrane transport.
CCGCGGAUAUUUCCAACCCGUUCUUGUGAUCCGACCGCAGUGCUGAGGCAGCUACUUGGAUUUGGGUAAAUGCAGUUUCUCUGUCGUCACCAUGUGGCGAGGCUUUGGCCUGCGUUGAGCAAUCAGACCCCUUUGAUGGGCUGUUGGCAGGAAAAUUAAACGCACUAACUGGAACCAGUAACAUGGGCCCAGCACUGAGCAGUGGCCAGGAUCCCUGGAGUUCCACUGUGUGCUGACGGGACGAGGACAAACCUGACGCCACGGGGUCUGUGUGUGUGCGUUGCCGUCUGAACAAGUCAUGGCCGACCAAACUCCUCUGCAGCAAGGGGAGCCGCUGCUGACGAAGCCCCUUGAGCUGAGCCUCCCCAACGGGAAAGAAGCCCCCAAAGUCGUCCUGCACGCCCGAGGCCAGUGGGCGAGCAAGGCCGAGUUCCUCCUGGCCGUGGCGGGGCAGAUCAUCGGCCUCGGCAACGUCUGGAGGUUCCCGUACCUCUGCUACAAGAACGGUGGAGGUGUGUUCUUCAUCCCUUACCUGUUGUUCCUGGUGCUGUGCGGCAUCCCCCUCUUCCUCCUGGAGACCUCGCUGGGACAGUACACCAGCCUGGGAGGGGUCAGCGCCUGGAGGAGCAUCUGCCCUUUAUUUGGAGGGCUUGGUUACGCCAGCCAGGUGAUUAUCCUGCACGGCUGCGUGUACUACGUGGUCAUCCUGGCGUGGGCCGUCUUCUACCUGGUGCACAGCUUCCAGGCCGAGCUGCCGUGGGCGCACUGUAACAACACUUGGAACACCGAGUCGUGCGUCUUGUUCAACCACCUCAACCAGACCAAUGCGAGCAGCCUGCCCGAGAACGCUUCCUCCCCAGUCACGGAGUUUUGGGAGCGGGAGGUGCUCCGCCUGUCCAGUAAUUUGGACGAGCUGGGUCCGGUCAGCUGGAAGUUGGCUCUGUGUUUGGCCGUCGUCUGGCUCGUCUGUUACUUCUGUGUCUGGAAGGGAGUCAAGUCCACUGGAAAGGUAGUGUACCUGACGGCCACCUUCCCAUAUGUCAUGCUGUUUGUGCUGCUGGUGCGCGGUGCCACCCUGCCCGGAGCGACACAGGGCAUCAUUUACUACCUCAAGCCCAACGUUACCCGCCUGGCAGACCCACAGGUAUGGAUGGAUGCUGGUACACAGGUCUUUUUCUCCUACGGAAUCUGCUUGGGAAGUCUCACAGCCCUGGGAAGCUACAACAAAUACAACAACGACUGCUACAAAGACUCCUUCAUGCUGUGCCUCCUGAACAGCGCCACCAGCUUCCUGGCGGGUUUCGCCAUCUUCUCGGUGCUGGGCUUCAUGGCGCAGGAGCAGGGCGUGGAGAUCGCCACCGUGGCCCAGUCAGGGCCCGGCCUCGCCUUCAUCGUCUACCCCAGAGCUGUCGCCAUGAUGCCGCUACCUCAACUCUGGGCUGUCUGCUUCUUCCUCAUGAUCAUCAUGCUGGGGCUGGACACACAGUUUGUGAGCCUGGAGGCCCUGAUGACGUCGGUGAGUGACCUGUACCCGCAUCUGAUCAGACGAGGUCACCGCCGAGAGCUGCUGCUGCUGCUGGUCUGCGUCGUCUGCUUCCUGGUGGGGCUGGUCAUGGUCACGCCGGGAGGUCUGUACGUGUUCCAGGUCUACGACCACUUCUCGUGCAGCGGAGCCAGUCUGCUGCUGCUCUCCAUCUGCCAGUCUGUGGCCAUCGGCUGGGUCUACGGAGCCGAGCGCUUCAGUGGCAACAUCAGGGAUAUGACCGGCUACAGCCCCCUGCCCGUCUUCAAGCUGUGCUGGAAAUACCUGACCCCGGCUGUAUGCACUGCCACCUUUGUGUUCUCCCUGGUGUGUUGGGCUCCGCUGAGCCUUGGGAAGGGCCUGGUCGCUCCGCUCUGGGCCACCACGCUGGGCUGGAUCCUCACCUUCUCAUCCGUCUCCCUGCUUCCCUUCUGGGCCAUUUACGCCCUGGCGACCACCCCAGGGUCCCUCACACAGCGCUUCCAGCAUCUGUGCAGCCCGGCCAAACUCUCAUCCUCCCACCACCUCCCCACCAACACCUCCCCACUGCCCUACAGCCCCAGACUGCUGCUCAGCGAGAAGCCAAAGCAGCCGAUUGCAGACGUCGAUCGUUUGUCCUGACAGUCGAGUCAACGACGAUGUAGCGUGGGAUGCUGCUUAGCCAAUCAGGUCUCAUCUGAAGUGACUCUGUGAGUCAGACUGGUUUCAUACACUGGGUUUUAUCUGGAUUUUUUUUCUGGAUGGUGUCAUAUCGUGGAUUUGGAAUGGUUCAUACUACGCCUUACACAAGAUCUCAAUUUUAACAAAGGUACAUUUUUACUGCCAAUAUAUCAAAGGAUCUAUCUUCAGUUUUUCUCGAACACUUCUCGCUGAGAUCGUCGUGAGCCGAACGGACAUAGUUCUCAUCAUGGACACUGUUUCAUCAAUAACACUUACUGUAUCUGUUUUCAUUCUCUUGUCGUUUGGGCAGUUUGUGCAAAAGUAAAAGCGUCUGUGCGUCUUUGCACUGCGCCAAAAAUAAACAAGCUGCUGACAUUAACAGUAAAUAUAUGAAUACAAUACUAUAAACUGCUGCUGAUCUGGACAAAAACAGAUUUUUAUUAUUCUAUCCUACAAACUUACUCUUAGAAUAGAUUUUUUUGUUAACAAGAAAAAGUCUUAUUAAAGCUGCAAAUGAACUCCUAGCACUCCGGUGAUGAUUCUUACUGGAGCGUGACCAAGAAUGUCCUCUAUGCUGCGCUGCAAUGUUAAUGUUGAAGAUAAAAAAGUUACUUGUGCAAACUGCUGUUUUUUUCAGCCGUGGAUCAAAUGUUUUUUCAAGUUUUCCUCUGAGAUUAAUUUACAGAAAAGCAAAGUGAUGAAUCCCAUCUGGUGUCUUUUUUUUUAUAUGCUUCCAUUUUUAUAGUUGCUUACACACGUGCCUCUUUAUUGUAGGAACGAGCUUCUUUUGUACAUGUAUCAUUAUUUAAUUUUUUCUCAAUGAAUAUAUAUUUACAUUGUGGAUAAAAGAGGUUGUGUUGACUCA